Messenger RNA from Heterocephalus glaber (naked mole-rat), 475 nucleotides. RefSeq names its product fatty acid binding protein 12 (gene Fabp12). Gene Ontology annotation, molecular function: lipid binding. The record is from RefSeq and is a predicted model, not a curated record. NCBI's taxonomy places the organism in Eukaryota, Metazoa, Chordata, Mammalia, Rodentia, Bathyergidae.
AUGGUGGAUCAACUCCAAGGAACAUGGAAAUCCAUUUCUUGUGAAAAUUUUGAAAAAUAUAUGAAAGAGCUAGGAAUAAGAAGAGCCAGUAGGAAACUGGGCUGCCUGGCAAAACCCACUGUGACCAUUAGUACAGAUGGAGAUAUGAUCACCGUAAAAACCAAGAGCAUCUUUAAAAAUAAUGAGAUUUCAUUUAAACUUGGUGAAGAGUUUGAAGAAGCCACACCAGGUGGCCAUAAAACCAAGAGCACCAUAACCUUAGACAAUGACUCCUUGGUUCAAGUUCAGGACUGGGAUGGCAAAGAAGCCACCAUCCAAAGAAAGCUGGUGGAUGGGAAGAUGGUGGUGGAAAGUUCUGUGAACAAUGUUAUCUGCACCCAGACGUGUGAGAGAGUGUAAACAACCUUUGUCUCAAGGUCUUGGCACUGUCAAACUGUGAUCCAAAAUGCUGAGGCUGUUGGAAUCAAACUCCAAA